AUGGGAUCAUAUGCAAAACCCAAACCAAAAUUCCUUACAGUACAGCGCCGCUUAAUCAAUCAGAAGAACCUAAAUUCUCUUUUUCCUCGGCACGUGGUUGGAUUGGAGAUGGGUAUAACACCGUCUUCUUGUUGUGAAAAGAAAAAAACACUGUCUGCUUCAAAUGUUGAGGUUAGCAAUUAUAUGCAUGAUGAUAUUCUUUUCUCUAUUCUCUCUAAACUUUCUCUUAAGUCUUUGAAGCGAUUUGAAUGUGUAUGUAAAUCAUGGUCUCUCUUAUUCGAUAACCCUUAUUUUAUGACUAUGUUCCGCAACUAUUUCGUAUCUAAAGACCAUUCUUUUUAUGAUGAUAUAUCUUUCCUCCUACAUUUGAAAAACCAAGGUCUGUUAUACUCUCUUUCUGGUGAGGGGUCUGAGAAUAAUAAAGUUAGAUUUCAUUGGGAAAGGCUUCCUCUCACAGAUAGGAAUAACGACUUUUCUUUUAACAUUUUGGGUCCAAUUUGUUUUAAUGGCACUCUUUUUCUCCAAUAUUAUAACAACAGUGGCGAAAGAAAUUUUAUGCUGUGGAAACCAAAUACCACGGAAUUCCAGAUCAUAUACACUGAAUGUAGUUUUCCAAAGGUUUGGUCUGAUCAUUAUCAAGUCGGUUAUGAUCAUGUUAAAGAUGACUAUAAGAUGAUUAGGCGCACUCAUUGUCCUCCUAAAAGUAACCUCAGGGUUUCUUCCUUCUUGGAAGUAUUUAGCAUAAAGAAUAAAUCUUGGAAGGAAAUUGAUGACGAUUUUCCACACUCAUGUAGAUGUAGUGAAGAAGUGUAUGUGGAUGGAGUGUCUCAUUGGUAUGAAAAACUCGGAACACGUACACAUUUGGUGUCAUUUGACUUCAGCAAAGAAUCUUUCAUUACAACACCGGUGCCCUCUUACACAGAUGAUGCUUUUGAUUUUAAUUCGACAAGGUGGAUGAGGACGAGAAUUUUGACUGUAUUAAAUGGAUCUAUUGCUUUUAUAGUACAUUGUGAAGAGACAAGUACAUUUCAUAUUUUAAUUUUGGGUGAAAUCGGUGUCGAAGAAUCAUGGACUAAACUUUUUAGUGUUGGGCCCUUACCUUGCCUAAAGAUUCCUAUUGGAAUAGGGAAGAAGGGAAAUAUAUUGAUCAAAAAGAAAAACAACGAACUAGCUUGGUUUGAUAUAAGUACCGGGACUAUUGAUGAGAUUGGUGUUAUGGCAGAAACUUAUGGCAAGAUAUUAAUCUAUCAAGAAAGCUUUCUUCCAAAUGGAGGAAUAUAUAGCAAAUUAUCUUCUAGUUUUCACAAACGACCUAUAUGAAUUUUACCCCUUGUACUCUCUUAGUCCAUUUCUGUAUGCAAAUUGAUAUGAUUUUUAUUUCAGUUUCAAUUG
Vicia villosa (hairy vetch) is the source of this 1392-nucleotide messenger RNA. Its product is annotated as putative F-box protein At4g38870. Bases 1 to 1320 code for a protein of 439 amino acids. The record is from RefSeq and is a predicted model, not a curated record. Gene Ontology annotation, molecular function: protein binding. NCBI's taxonomy places the organism in Eukaryota, Viridiplantae, Streptophyta, Magnoliopsida, Fabales, Fabaceae. The transcript has a single exon.